AUGAAAAAGGUUUGUUUUCAUGCUUUAAGUAGAGUUGGUAGAAAGUAUCCAGUUUAUCAAAGUAUUUUAUUGGUUUUAUUUGAAAAGUAUUUAAUGUCACCCUUGUCAACCAAUGAUACAAUUUGUAGUAUUCUAGUAGCUUAUUCAAGAUUAUCACAAACAAAUUCACAAAUUAGAGCAAUGUCAAUGAAACGUUGGUUAGAAGCAACUGAAUCAACAAUUCCACAAUUAAAAUCUGCUGGUAUUUUAUCAUUAGGUUAUGCUUCUUGUCCAACUGGUAAUAUUAUUAAUGAUAAAAAUAUUGAAUCAAUUUGUUAUAGUAAAUCAAUUGAAUUAUUACAAUUUCAUAAAGUUGAAGAAGUUUUAGAAGAUGAUCCGUGGCGAAUGGAGAAUGUUUAUCAAGUUCAAGUAUCAGCAUGCAAAGCAUUGGGUUUGUUAGCAAGAACGUCAACAUCGGAAUGGUUACCAAAGAUUUCAAAAAUUUUUAAAACCAUUCUAUCAAGCCAUAGAUACGCAGCGCCAGUUAAAGCCACGGUUCUAUUAAAUUACGGUCAAAUCUCUUACUACUUAAAUUCAUCAUCACCCUUUUUCACGCCACUAAAAGUGUUAUUAUUCGAAUUAUCAGCCGAUGAUAAUAUUUCAAUAUCAGCACCGUCUUGCCAAUCGUUAACUAAAUUUGCAUUAUCACAUGACAGUAACUAUGCAGAGGUGAAACAAAUCAUUCGAUCCAAAUUACAAUCUUUGACUUUAAAAUCAUGUAAACAAGAACAAAUUGAAGGUUUCUUAAAAACUUGGUGUAAAUUAAUUUCAAAGAAUUAUAGACCAAUCUUAAAUCAAUGUUCAUCAAUCAUUUCACCAUUAUAUAGUGAUCUAUAUGAUCAAAAAUCACAAUUAUCAAAUCAAUUAUUAUUAUUAAAACAAAUUCAACAACAACAACAACAAAAUAAACAACAAUUAGAUUCAUCAAUAUCAUCAAUAAUAACAGCAACAACAAUACCUCCUACUUCUACUUCUUCAACAAUACCUAAUACUACAAAUAAUAUAAAUAAUACAAAUACUACUACUUCUUCAUUACAACAACAACAACAACAACAACAACAACAACAUAGUGAUAAUGGUGCAAUUAAUAUUACAACUAAUAGUAUACCAUUAAAUUCAAUACCAGGUGGUAUUAAUAAUUUUAGUGAUGCAUUUAAUAAUUAUCAACAAUUAUUACAACUUUGUAAAUUAUUUUCACCAUUAGUUAUUCAAUCUUGUUUAUCGUUUUUUAAGAAACCAUCAUUGUUGGAUCAUCAACAAUACAAGAAAUCAUUAAAAGAGAAAAUUCAUCAACAAAAGAUUAAAGGUUAUCAAAUUUAUUCUUUCUUUCAACAACAACAUCAAGAUCAAUUAGAACAAUCCUUAAAAGAAUUAAGUUCAGAUCCUUUCAAAAGAGAAACGUUUUUAACAAUUAUUGGUAAUCCUGAAAAUUUAGAUAAUCAAUCUUUUAUUCAAAAAAUUAAACAAUCUUUAAUAGUUGUCCAACCAAAUUCACCUUUAAAUUUACCAAAAUCUUCUUCUUCUUCUUCUUCUUCUUCAAGUGGUAGUAAUACUAAUACUAAUAUUGCUAAUAAUAAUAAUACUACAACUACUAAUACAUCAUCUUCUCCAAAGGAUGAUUUAUCACCAAAACCUUCUCCAACCAUUUCAAAACCUGUUGAUCCAAGAUUAGAAAAAAGAAAUUUAAUUGGUAAGGCGUUACCAUUAAUUGCUACUCAACAACAAGGACAACAAAUUUUACCAUCACCACAAUCACCUACUAGUAUUCAAAAUCCGACCAUUCCUACUACUACCUCAACUAACGCUACUACUACUACUACUACAACUACUACUAAUUCCUCGUCACCAUCAUUCUCUUCCACUUCUCCCAAUAACACGAAUACAGUACCAACACCAAUUCAACCGGUAACAUUUAAAAAGAAUAGUAUUUUUUCAAAAUCAUUACCUUUAAUUGGCCAACCAACUUCUUCUUCUUCUUCAAUCUCUGCGACAUUGGCUGCUGCUUCUGCUUCAAUUAAGCCUUCUGUAAAUAAUUCAAUAUCGGCCACAUUGGCUGCUGCAACUGCAACUUUACAAACAACAACAACACCUUCACCUUCAUCUACACCAACAUCUACACCAACAUCUACACCAACCCUAACAACAAUACCAUUAUCCUCUUCAACUAUAGCUCCACCUGUCGAUAAUAUGAUACCUUCUACAACAACUACAACACCAAUGCCAUCAACAGAUUCAACUAUAGUCAUUCCACCAUCCACUAAUUCUAAUUUAAUCAUGGCAACAACUACGAGUCCCAUACCUGAUGUUGAAAUAGUGGAAAAGAAAAAGAAUUUAUUUUCCUCAUUACCUUUAAUUGGACAAAAACAAUCCUCGCCAUCCAUAACAAAUACGAUAAUAGAGACAACAGCAAAAAUAGAUUCACCAAAAAAUGUUGAACAAUCAAUACAAACAACAACACCCACUACUUCAAUCAAUGAAAAGAAAAAGAAUAUUUUCGCACCACUUCCAUUAAUUAGUCAACCAUCACCAAUCCCAAAUAAUAGCAUCAACAACACCACUACUACCACUACUUCUAUUUCCACCAUAUCACCAUCUUCCCAAUCCCCUAUAUCUUCUCCUAUCGUAUCAAAUACUACUACUACAAUACCAAUUGGUGAUACUACAUCUAAUACUACCACUACACCCACUACCGAAAAGAAAAAGAAUCCAUUCGCCACACCAUUACCAUUGAUCGGUCAAACACAAAUACAAUCACCAUCUAAACAACAACCACAAUUACCAAUUAGCAAACCAAUACCAAAAUCAUCACCACCAACUGGCCAAAAUAUUUUCUCAAAACCUUUACCAUUGAUUGGUGGUAGCAAUAAAGCAACUGCAGCAGCAAAUUCUUCUAUACCAUCAAAUGCACCACCAAAGAAACCAUUAUUGGAUAUCUAUCAAUUACCACCAACUAUUGUCAAUACUAAGAAAGUACAAACAAAAAGUUUAAAUUCUCAAUCAUUUGGCGUUAAAUUAAUGAAUCAACAACCAAUCAUACCUUCUGUGAAAAAGUUACCACCACAAUCAAAUAUCUUUUCAAAACCUUUACCAUUAAUUGGUCAACAACAAUCUAUUAAAACUCCAACAACAGCAGCAGCAGCAACAACAACAACAGCAACAACAACAACAACAAUAACAACAACAACAAAAACUUCUAAUACUACUGAAUCAUCAAAAAUAACAUCCUCUGAAACAGAAUCUUCCACAGAAUCUUCUACAGAUACAAAUACUGUAUUGCAACCUCUUACUGCAGUACCAGCUUUAGUAAAAUCAAAUCAAAUUAGUAAUUCAAAUAUUGAAAAUGGAGAUAUUGUAAAUAUUAUAAAAGAAAUUUCAUCAUCAUCAUCACCAAUCAUCACAAAUAAAGAAGAAACUAUUUUAAGUGAUAAUAAAAAGGAAGAAGAAGAAGAAAAUGAUGAUAAUCAAGAUGAUGACCAAGAUGAUGAAAAUGAUGAAAAUAAUGAAAAUGUUGACGAUGAAGAUGAUGAUGAAGACGAUGAUGACAAUGAAGACGAUGAAGAAGACGAUGAAGAUGGAGACGGAGAGGAUGAAGAUGAAUUAAUGAUUGAUGAUACAAACACAUCAUUUGAUCAAUCAAUAUCAACUUCAAGUAAAAAGAGAGGUAAUACAUUAUUAUUAUCAGAUUCAGAUUCAGAUGAUGAUAAUGAAAAUAAUAAAAAAUUAAAAUUAAAUAGUGAAGAUUCUUUAAUUCAAAAUGAUAAUAAUUAUACCUCUGAUGAAAUUGAUAACAACAAUAAUAAUAAUAAUAAUGAUGAUAAUAUUAAUAAUAAUAAUAAUAAUAGUAAUAAAGUUAAUAAAAAGAAUAAAAAGAAGAAAAAGAAAACAAAGAAAGUUAAAAUUGAAGAAAAUAAAAAGAAAAUUCAAGAGAAAGUUAAAGAAAAGUCACCUAAAAAGAAGAAUAAUAAAAAUAAAAACAAUAAUAAUAAUAAUAAAAAGAAUAUUAAAAAUUUAACAUCACCAACUUCUUCAGCAAAUAUUGAAACUGCAAAAUUAUAUCAAGGUAUUGAUUUUAAUCAACCAAAAGAAAAGAAAGAAUUAACAGUGGUUUGUAAUUUUUAUAAGAUUGGUAUGUGUAAAAAAGGUAAAGAUUGUACAUUCAUUCAUGAAGGUCCUGUUGAAAUUAGAAAACCAACUGAAGUUUGUAAAUAUUUUAAAACUUCAUCAUGUGCAAAAGGUGAUUCAUGUACUUAUUCUCAUGAUUUAAAAAUUGAACCUUGUAAAUAUUAUAAUUCACCAACUGGUUGCACAAAUGUAAAUUGUCAAUAUGAUCAUCGUUUAAUUACACCACCACUACAACAACAACAACAACAACAACAACAACAACAACAACAACAACAACAACAACAACAACAACAACAACAACAACAACAAUCAUCAUUAUUUUCAAAUUCAAAUAAUAAUUCCCCAAUUUUAAAUUCUUCUUCAUUAUUAUCUUCCAAUAGUAAUUCCCCAAUUUUAACAAACACCACUACAACUACAAAUACAACAUUAUCAACAAAUUUAUCAACACCACCUUUAUUAACUUCAAAUUUUGAUUUCAAUUUCCAAGAUAAUCAAGAUGAAAACAAUUAUAAUAAUAAUUAUAAUAAUAUUAAUAAUAUUAAUAAUAAUAAUAAUAAUAAUAAUAAUAAUAAUAAUAAUAUUAAUAAUAAUAAUAAUAAUAAUAAUAAUAAUAAUAAUAAUAAUAAUAAUAAUAAUAAUAAUAAUAAUAAUAAUAAUAAUAAUAAUAAUAAUAAACCAUUUUUAUCAUUCCAAAUGGAUAAUCAAUAUUUAUUCCAACAACCUCUACAACAAGAUCAACAACAGCAACAACUACAACAACAACAAAACCAACAAUUAAAUGAAGAAUAUCAAAAUUCUAAUGAAACAUUUUAA
This is a messenger RNA of Dictyostelium discoideum AX4, 4974 nucleotides long. Its product is annotated as CCCH-type zinc finger-containing protein. Gene Ontology annotation, biological process: negative regulation of DNA-templated transcription; negative regulation of transcription by RNA polymerase II. The transcript is spliced from 2 exons. NCBI's taxonomy places the organism in Eukaryota, Evosea, Eumycetozoa, Dictyosteliales, Dictyosteliaceae. The record is from RefSeq and is a predicted model, not a curated record. Gene Ontology annotation, molecular function: metal ion binding; RNA binding. Bases 1 to 4974 code for a protein of 1657 amino acids.